CUCAAAGAGUGAAAGAGUGAGACAGAGAGGGAAAGUAACACAAGAAGGUUUCUUGAGACUCAAGAAGGAGCGAGAGAGAGAGAGAGGAUCCUUUCUGUUCCUUCUUCUUCUGCACGCGACUGCGAAAGAAAGCUCGCAAAGCAAUGGCGGGGAAAGAGGAAGACGUCAACGAGGAGGGUAUGCUUGGGGGAUUGAGAGAGAUGGUUCAGCAGUUGCAGGAAAUGAUUUCUCAAGAUGAAGUUGAGAGCAACCUAAACGAGAAGAAAGAUGUUGGUCAAGGUGGUGAGAACAAGCUUAACUCAGAUGAGACGAGUAAUGAGCAGCAAGGAACCAGUGAUCAUCAGUUGGCUGGUUUAUCUACUACGUAUAACGUCCUUGUUGCAUACAAGCAGAGCGAUGUAGCAAAUCUAGAAACCAGGAAUGUGCCAGUAAGCUCGGGUGAAGCAGUGUCUUCCUUGUCCGUGCCAUCUUCUGAGUUGGCAUCCAAGUACAACUUGCCUGAUGAUGAACAAGUUACUAAUCCAGUUGAUUACUCAUCUAGUGACUAUGAUGCUAUAAGAGAUCAGCUCUCUCAACUCUCUAUAGAGAAUGAUGAUGACUCAGAUGAUGCGUCACUCAAACAGUACGUGAGCAAAAUAGAUUCCGCCUCCUCAGACCAUCUUGAAGCAGAACAGGCGCAGUAUGGAACUCAUGAGCAUGCUCCUGUGAAUCCUACGCAAGCUCCUCCUAAACCAAGACUUCAGAGGCAGAACGCUAUGCCACGACAAAGACACACAAGAGAACUGGAUCCUGGAUACUCAGCUUCUUAUUUGAAUCAGUCAAUGCCUACAAGAGAUAGCAUUACUUCUGCAUCUUCACAUGGUCGUAGGCCACCCAUCUCCAUGACCAAGGCAUUGACAACAGCUACUGACUUUGUACCACAGAGGAACCAACAAGCAAUGAACCCACAUUACUCUCAGCGUCAGGUUCUUUCAGGGCAGUACGGUAAUAUCAUGAACGAGGACUACAACAACAUGCCACCAUCAGCAGCAGCAUUUCAGCAACAUGGUGGUAGUAACAUGGCGUAUAAUGGUAAUAUCACGAACUCUCCUUACUUGCCACCAGCAGCAGCAGCAGCACCUCAGCAACUCGGUGGUAGUACCAACAACACUUCGGCGCAUUAUGGUAAUAUAAUACCAGAACAGAACGAAAGCAACAACUACAACAUGCCUCCUCAGUCAGCUGCCUCUCAUGCUGCUCCUUAUGCUUACGGUUCUGUUAACAUCUUUGGCACUUACUCGUCGAGUGAUGACGUUGCAGACUCGAGGUUUGGCUAUGAAGGUGGUGUCUCAAGGAACCACUUGCCACCGAUUCAGCAGCGUCAGAGUACUGGAGAUUCAAAUGUGUGGCGACCUAGUCCCAGACGUAUCCAACGACAGCAGCAGCUUCGAAGUGAUUUCUUUGCAUCUCUGAACCAACAAAACGAUAGGAGUGAUCCGUCUGACCAAACCCAAGAACGGUCAUGGCCCAAGAGAGACAACUAGAGUGCUCAAAAUCAACCAUACCAAUGACUUUCUUUUAAUGGCUUAAGCUGGGUUACUUUGUUUGUGAGAAAAAACUCAAAUAAUGUCUUCUGGAUGUACUACGUUCUAUGUUUCUUUACUUUUUGUUAUAAUAAAAUGUUGGAAACUAAA
Messenger RNA from Raphanus sativus (radish), 1673 nucleotides. RefSeq lists its product as uncharacterized. The record is from RefSeq and is a predicted model, not a curated record. The transcript has 8 exons. Lineage: Eukaryota; Viridiplantae; Streptophyta; Magnoliopsida; Brassicales; Brassicaceae. Bases 144 to 1523 code for a protein of 459 amino acids.